GCACCUGCUUAGUAAAUCACACCCCACAAACACACUCUCCCCUUUCCUCACUUUCUUUUCCCCAGGUUUUAUUGGAAAAGAAAAACAAAUGUCCCUUUCCAGGUGGCGUAGUAACCCAACUUUCUCUCCUCAUCCCUCAUUUUCAUCACUUCAUCAACAACACACCAUUUUCUUCACUUCUUCUAUUCUUCAAACAUAUAACAAACCUGCAUGUUUUCCACUCUAUGCUAGUGCUAGAUCUUUUUCUUGCUUUUCCACAACCUGUUUGUUUUCUGCAAAUUGGCUAUUUAUGAGAGACUCAACUUUAGCCCUACUUCCUUCACUGCAUAUAGUUGAUUGCCCUUGCUAGAGAUAUAUCAUGGAAGAUUUUUACAAGUUGAACCCUCUUCUGUCUUGUCCUGAGGAUGUUGUUAGAGAAGUUAACGUCAACGCUUCUGCUACUGAUGCUUCUGAAUUAAAUAUAGGACUUGUGGCCAAUAACUUCCUUCACCUCCAAGAACCCCAAACAUCGGAUCGCUUCAUCAAGAACCAGAUCGCCACUCACCCUCUCUAUCCAAAUCUAGUAUUUGCUUACAUAGAAUGUCGAAAGGUUGGAGCACCGCCAGAACUGGUUUCAAUUCUUGAAGAAAUAUCUUGUGAAAGCCAUUCAACGGAUUCUCUUCGUGAGAUUGGUGAUGAUCCUGAGCUUGACGAGUUCAUGGAGUCAUACUGCGAAGUUCUUCAUAGAUACAAGCAGGAGUUGUCCAAGCCAUUCAACGAAGCGACCUUAUUUUUGUGUAAUAUCGAAUCACAACUCAGCAAUCUUUGUAAUGGAACGCUAACAACACCAUUGGAUAACAACCGCUCAGACGAAGCAACUGGGACAUCAGAGGAUGAAUUAAGUCGGGAGAAGGUGGAAAUAGUUGAAGGUUACGAAUCUUCUACUUCACGUCUAGGUGAUCAAGAGCUCAAAGAAAUGCUCCUUCGUAAGUAUGGUGGUUAUCUUUGUAGCUUGAGAAAGGAAUUUCUAAAGAAAAGGAAAAAGAGUAAGCUACCAAAGGAUGCAAGGAUGAUACUGAUGGACUGGUGGAACACACACUAUAGGUGGCCUUAUCCUACGGAGGAGGAGAAAGUGCAGCUAUCAGAAAUGACUGGACUUGAUCAAAAGCAGAUCAACAAUUGGUUCAUCAAUCAGAGGAAACGACAUUGGAAACCAUCUGAAGACAUGCGAUUUGCCAUCAUGGAUGGUGUAAGUGGCAGCAAUAUUAUAGGAGAGACUAUGUAAUUUAUUUCUGAACAUGCAUGAUUCUUGCAUUGCUAGUUGCUAGCUACUUGUAACUUCUUUUGGACUGAUGUGAGUGUGUAUACGUUCUAUUCCACGAGUGAGAUAUUAUUUCUUGGAACCUGCACUUGUAAGCUAAGUAGCUAGGUCCCUUCCUAUGCAAGAGUGUAAAACUUGUAGCUAUAUAUGACAGUCAUAAUCGAUCAAUGUUCCUGAAUCAUUAUUUUAUGACAAUAAAUUGUACUAUUAAUUGCUUACUUA
Cajanus cajan (pigeon pea) is the source of this 1522-nucleotide messenger RNA. RefSeq names its product homeobox protein knotted-1-like 10. Gene Ontology annotation, cellular component: nucleus. Gene Ontology annotation, biological process: regulation of DNA-templated transcription. NCBI's taxonomy places the organism in Eukaryota, Viridiplantae, Streptophyta, Magnoliopsida, Fabales, Fabaceae. The record is from RefSeq and is a predicted model, not a curated record. Gene Ontology annotation, molecular function: DNA binding; DNA-binding transcription factor activity, RNA polymerase II-specific.